Lodderomyces beijingensis is the source of this 984-nucleotide messenger RNA. NCBI's taxonomy places the organism in Eukaryota, Fungi, Ascomycota, Pichiomycetes, Serinales, Debaryomycetaceae. The record is from the annotation of a GenBank genome assembly.
AUGAUGCCAAUGCUGUUAUAUAUAGUAGCGUCGGCGGCAGUUCUAUUUGUGGUGGCCUAUGGAACCAUCAUCUUUUUCACCCACACACCAAGACUAGCGCUCGCGAGCGAAUCGAAAUACCGCACGAAUGAUGCCACGGACACUUUCCAUGAACUAACCCCGAGAAUCACAGCCACAUCACCGACCGAAAGCAAGAGCAACGUCGAUGUAAGCGUGGUGAUACCGAGCUAUAACGAAGUGCAAAGGCUAAAGAAGAUGUUUGAUGAGGCCGUCGAUUACCUCGAAGAGCACCAUCAUGGAAGAUACGAAAUCAUCAUUGUUGACGAUGGGUCAAGUGACGGAACCUCGUCGUAUGCGCUAUCCUGCGCCAACGACAAGAAAUUGGAUGCCCACGUUUUGAAAUGCGUGCAAUUGGCCGAGAACAGAGGCAAAGGUGGCGCGGUGGCGCAUGGGAUCUUGCACAGCCAGGGCAAAUACGCCCUUUUUGCAGACGCCGAUGGUGCAACUCGAUUCUCCGAUAUCGCAAAUCUAAUAGCGUAUUUGGACUCGCAGGGCGAUAACGCUGCUAUAGCAAUUGGCUCAAGAGCACACAUGGUCAAUACCGACGCGGUGGUGAAGCGUUCGUUCAUUAGGAAUUUCCUCAUGUACGGCCUUCACACCCUAGUUUACAUUUUCGGGAUCAGGUCUAUCCAAGACACCCAGUGUGGAUUCAAGAUGUUCAAUCGACAGGCCUUGGUCAAGGUGUUCCCGCAUAUGCACACUGAAAGAUGGAUCUUUGACGUGGAGGUGUUGUUGUUGGGCGAGAUCCAAGGGGUCAGAAUGAAGGAGAUUUCUGUCAAUUGGCAAGAGAUUGAUGGUUCCAAAGUCGACUUGGCCAGAGAUUCGAUUGAGAUGGCAAUUGAUUUGGUGGUGACGAGAUUGGCUUAUUUGUUUGGUAUUUAUAAGUUGAAUGAGUGUGGCAGAGCUGAAAAGAAGACCGAGUGA